CGAUAAGUGCAGGUCGUCUGUUCAACCCGCAGCUGUGCUGUCAUUGGUGGAGUCACAGCGCAGGCACAGUUCUAAUUAAAUGAGCGGCUCUUGUUUCAAACUGAUUUCCGUAGACCCAUCUGUUUGUUUUAGUUUCACAGGCACAUAGAUUUAACAAGGCCAGAAAAAUUGCAGAGAUAAAAAUUAUUUUAGCUACAUUCUAAUUGAAGGAUAUGACUAGAGACAAAGAAUAGAACAAAAAACUCUUAGCAAAAAUCAGGGCUUGAAAUUUAUGUCGUAAAAAAAAGGUGAACGUUCAAAUUUUCAGAGAAAUUGUCCACGAUGUCGCCGUACGAAAAUUGUAUUCUCAAGAGUUUCAUAAUUGUUGCUUUUUAUGUUUGCGCAUCAAGUGCGCUGAACUGUUUCCAGUGUAAUAACAGAUUUGGAGGUGUUCCCAAUACCUGUGUGUCCCCAAAGAACAUGACUGGCUGCAUCGGAUGCUUGAAGACCUUGACCAAAGUCAAGCUGAGAGAUUCUGGGUACAUGGACGGCUGGGAGAAACUGUCGGUGGUUGUCUCCCGUGUGUGCAUGAGACCUGGUUCAACUUUUAUCAAACCUGCAGGAUGCUAUAGACAACAAAACAACGGCGGAUACACGGAACGCUGCUUCUGCUUUACGGACAACUGUAACUCAAAGGCUAACACAUUGGCCACUGGAAGAACCUUGGUUUCGUGGAUCGCAUUAUUGACAAUUUUGUCUUCUUUGACUUUUGGACAUUGGCAGUCUUUAUUACAUACACUCUAGUAGUUUUGAUUCAUUACAACAAGAAGACAUUACAAUACAAUCUACGUUAUUGACAACAAUAGUAUUCACGUGUUGAAAGAAAAUGUUUUAUAGAUGAUUCAUCGUCCUAAGGAAAUAUAUUAUAUCUGUAUAUAUUUUAAAUUGAAUCGUUGACCGCUACCAAAGAAGCGGGAAACAAGGGAAACAACAAUGAUAAUACAGAAGUUAGCACGAGCUACCUCCCUUUAAACUAAAAAAAAAUAUAUCUUUUUUUUACAGACUUCAACAAAUUUAGCUAAAAUUUUUCGCUUAAAUGUCAUUUUUGUUUUCAACUUUCUUUCUAAAGCUAUUUUGGGUGAUAUUUUGCAGGGGGGGGGGGAGUGUCUUAGGAGUGAGAUAACUGUAUUUGAGACACAUGAGACCGAUUCAUUUAUACGUUAACAGAACGUCAGAAACACUUGACGAUAUUAAAACAUGUAUAUUUCUUCUUGUUUUCAUUCAAUUCAAUCUUAUCUUCAAAUAAUUGACUGAAGGUCUAUGAUAUUGAGCAAACUUGACAUUAAUAUUUGCCUGAGACAUAUGUGAUCUGGCUGUGCUUAUAUUCUAUUUAAGCACAAUACAAUGGACGACGUGUAAAGUGACGUUCAUUCAAAAACUUUUGUUUAUGCAUGCUUAUGAUAGUGCGGUUUGUGUUUAUGUAUGUUUAUGACAGUGCGGUUCUCAAGCCUAUCAUUAGAAAUCUGAUAUUACAAAUUCACUGAGAAUUCACUUAGACUUCGGCUGCCUGGUCGUGCGGUAUGCGCUCUGGACUGUCGUUCGGACUUCUCGAUGGUCCAUGGUUCGUACCCUGCCAGCUGUCAUCCCCCGUCGUCCUGCGGGAGGUUUGGACUAAGAAGUAGAUUAUAUUCCACUCUGAAGGAACAUCCGAAACAUAUAAAAUAAAACAAGACAUCGCAGAUGGAGGAAGCGUUGAAGCAGGCCAGAGCUCUCCACGAGAUGCAGUGCGAUUCGGAUCAAUGGAUACACCUAUGAUGAAGUUGAUUAUUUCUUCAGAAAUGGAUAAAGUUUUUUCUUUAUUUCAUACAAUUAUACCUGUAAAAAUGAACAAAGAAAACUGUGUAUUUCUGUGUUUUUUCUGAAAUUAUAUGAUUGGUUGGAUGAAGGCGUCUGAAAAAUGUAAAUGAUCUAUCUAUUAUGAUGUACAGAGAAUAGGACCUAAGAGACAAAAAAAAACAUGGCUCAUUUUAAAAUGCUUUAAUCUCUUUAGCAUGUAAACAAAAGAGAAUAUGUAUGAUUAUAGAAAAAAGGAAGAUAAAAAGAACAUUUUACUUUCUAGUGUCUGGAUUGAGACCUAGUUGGUGCGAACAUCUUUAGUCCUAGAAAAACUACAGAAAAAAAAAGGUGUAGUGGUCUGGAAUGUAAAGCUGAUUUCUCUAUCUUGACGUCGAUCA
This is a messenger RNA of Biomphalaria glabrata, 2213 nucleotides long. RefSeq lists its product as uncharacterized. NCBI's taxonomy places the organism in Eukaryota, Metazoa, Mollusca, Gastropoda, Planorbidae. The transcript has 3 exons. Bases 322 to 783 code for a protein of 153 amino acids. The record is from RefSeq and is a predicted model, not a curated record.